UCCGGACUGCCCUUCCCGGCAUGCCGCGCGGCCGCCCGGCGCCCUCGGCCCGUCCGGCCCGUCCGGCCGCCCCGCCCCGCGGCCCCGACCCGCCCCGUCCGGUGGGGGCGGCUAGCCGCAUGGAGGCCGGCUGAGGAGCGCUGCAGCCUCACCUUGGUAUGCUGCGCGUCCUGGGCCGCGGGACUGGGCGGGCCGACUCGAGGGACCUGCUGCGCCCGGCGGCCUCGCGGGGCGGACAGCGCGCUCCCCCCACUCACGCAGGCAGCCACCACCCCGCUAUGGAGGAGGAACAGCUGCCACAAGAGGCCGACGUGACGGCAGGGGGUUCGGAGCCAGUGCCCAGGGUGCUUUCUGGAGAACCCCAGAACCUAUCUGAUGUGGACGCCUUCAACCUACUCCUAGAGAUGAAGCUGAAGCGGCGGCAAGAGCAGCCCAACCUGCCACGCACUGUGACCCAGCUGGUGGCAGAGGAUGGGAGCCGGGUGUAUGUGGUGGGCACGGCCCACUUCAGUGACGACAGCAAGAGGGAUGUUGUGAAGACCAUUCGGGAGGUGCAGCCUGACGUGGUGGUGGUGGAGCUCUGCCAGUACCGUGUAUCCAUGCUGAAGAUGGAUGAGAGCACACUGUUGCGCGAGGCCAAGGAGCUCAGCCUGGAGAAGCUGCAGCAGGCUGUGAGGCAGAAUGGACUCAUGUCUGGGCUUAUGCAGAUGCUGCUGCUGAAAGUAUCUGCACACAUCACGGAGCAGCUGGGGAUGGCCCCUGGGGGCGAGUUCAGGGAGGCAUUCAAGGAGGCCAGCAAGGUGCCUUUCUGCAAGUUCCACCUGGGUGAUCGGCCCAUCCCUGUCACCUUCAAGAGGGCCAUCGCCGCGCUCUCCUUCUGGCAGAAGGUCAGGCUGGCCUGGGGCCUGUGCUUCCUGUCAGACCCCAUCAGCAAGGACGAUGUGGAGCGCUGUAAGCAGAAGGACCUGCUGGAGCAGAUGAUGGCCGAGAUGAUCGGCGAGUUCCCUGACCUGCACCGCACCAUCGUCUCAGAGCGCGACAUCUACCUGACCUAUGUGCUGCGCCAGGCGGCCCGGCGCCUUGAGCUUCCGCGAGCCUCUGAUGCCGAGCCCAGGAAGUGUGUCCCCGCUGUGGUCGUGGGUGUGGUGGGCAUGGGCCAUGUGCCUGGCAUUGAGAAGAACUGGAAUGCUGACCUCAACAUCCAGGAGAUCAUGACCAUCCCCCCGCCGUCCAUCUCCGGCAGAGUGUCCCGGCUGGCCGUGAAGGCCGCCUUCUUCGGCCUGCUGGGCUACGGCCUGUACUGGAUGGGCCGCCGCACUGUGAGCCUGGUCCUGUCGCUGCCGGCCACGCAGCACUGCCUCCAGAGGGUGACCGUGGCCCGGCCACACACGUAGGAGGCGCUGUCAAGGGAGCGACCACGCUGGGGCAGGGGCUGCUCCAGUGGCUGCCAAGGGGCUUCGUGGGAGCAUCCUGGGUGCCGAGCACCCCUGAGGUCCUUGCCACCCCCUGUGGGGGUCUAGGCCAGCCACACCUGCGCUCUAGUCCCACACCACCCAAAUAAAAGAUUAUUUAACUGUCUGAGCCCGGGCUUCCCAGCAGCUCCCCUGAUCUCCCCCAUGGAGGCUGCAGAGGCUAUCCCCAGGUCAAGACCAGAUGGCCCAGCUCCCAGGGUGGCAGGGGCUGAGGGAAGGGCUGAGGCCACCGCACCCUCCUUCCCCCAGGGGGCAGGGUGUUGGGAAGCCAGCUGCUGUCCCUACCUCACUGUGCCUUCUUGAGUCCUCACCAGCUGCAGGAGCAUCUGGCCCCAGAACACAUCAGUGGGUUCUGGGCCAGACACAUUUGGGAAGGGCUGGGUGCCCCCUGCAGCUCCUUAGUGUGGGCCCCCAGGAGCUCUGGCUGACCCUGGACACACCCUGGUAUCCUGGGCCUGUCCUACCACCUCUCUGGCCCUGCCUCUGCCUGCAGAUAUUCUGUGUUUUGGCUAUUUUAAAUGUCUGAAAAUCUUAACUCAGGUAAUUUUAACUUCAGUGAAAAAAAAAUAAACUGAAGCAAAUGUCAGGAAA
Messenger RNA from Nycticebus coucang (slow loris), 2063 nucleotides. It is a transcript of the gene TRABD, whose product is annotated as TraB domain containing. The record is from RefSeq and is a predicted model, not a curated record. The coding region runs from base 159 to 1394 and encodes 411 amino acids. The transcript has 10 exons. Lineage: Eukaryota; Metazoa; Chordata; Mammalia; Primates; Lorisidae.